AUGUCAAGCGAAGACGAAGUAAUCAAGAUUUAAUAUUUAUGUUAGAGAAUGAAGCAAUUGCAAUCACUUCCCAUUAGAAAUUAUUUGGAUUAAACUGUCGUUCCAAUCCUACUUUAAGCAAUGACUGAAGUCGCUAAAGUGAGACCUUCCAACCCCAUUGAUUUUAUUGCUCAAUAUUUGAUAUCGAAUAAUCCAGAUAAACCGUUGGCCAGGUAAUAAUGA
Messenger RNA from Paramecium tetraurelia, 222 nucleotides. RefSeq lists its product as uncharacterized. Lineage: Eukaryota; Ciliophora; Oligohymenophorea; Peniculida; Parameciidae. Gene Ontology annotation, cellular component: Set1C/COMPASS complex. The record is from RefSeq and is a predicted model, not a curated record. The transcript is spliced from 2 exons.